This is a messenger RNA of Ciona intestinalis (vase tunicate), 3021 nucleotides long. The record is from RefSeq and is a predicted model, not a curated record. Lineage: Eukaryota; Metazoa; Chordata; Ascidiacea; Phlebobranchia; Cionidae.
GUGGUUAUUAGGUAAAUAAGUUAUUUUAUAAAAUUGACAAAUUCUGGUUUCACUGCUGCGUUAAUUUCGAGAAAUAUGGAUCCCACUGAAGUAACUUCUGAUAAUGGAAACGAAGAUUUUGAUAAAACACCUAAAAUUUUGUUCUCGAAACAAAAGUUUGAUGAAAACUUAAAUGAAAUAGAAAAAAAUGACCCUAGCGAAUCAAAUUUGGAUUGUUUUAUCCAAUCAGAAGCAAGCACAACAACGAAUUCUGGGCAUUGUGAUGUCAUAAAUGAUGAUCUCAGCAAAAGUUUUGCGGAAAAAUGUAAAAAGACGGAAGUUUCUGAUUUAAAUGAAAAUAUUGUGAACAGCAAUUCAGGAAAAGUUGAAGCCAUUUCAAACACAACACCCGCUGUGCAUAGUGGUUUGUCCAUUGAAAUUAAUGACAUCAGUCUUAAAGUAGAAAAAAGUUCGAAAAAAAUGCCGGAAAAUUCUUACGCAUAUACUAAUAAUAGCGAGGAACAAACUUUAACAAAUGAAGAAAAACUUGGAGUAAAACAUACUUUGGAUAACGGGGUUGAAGAUUUGGGUGUUAGCGAGGAAUUAUCUGCCGAAAGUUUCAAUUCAAACCCGUCUCCCAACUCCAACGAUGAAUUGUCGCUCGAUUCCGGGAUUGUCUCGUUAGACGACCAAGAAGCAGAUAAAAUGAACCCAAAUGAGAUGAAUCCAUCAAAUAACAGGAAGCGAUUAAGAAGUAGUUUAGUUUCCGACCAAUCAGCGAAACGAGAACGAAAAUUGUUGGGCAAGAAAGUGAUGUUCGAGAAAGUAAAAAUCUUCUUUUUUCCACGAAAACAAAGUUUCAUCACCGUACCAAGCCAAGGGGGUUCAACAUUAGGAAUGGAUUUAAAACACAACGGAUUUAAAGAACUAACUUUGGAACAACAUAAGAUUUCUAUUGCUCGGCGAAGACGGUUAGCGAUAAAGGAACACGAUCGGCAACAAAGGAUUGAAUCGAAGUUAAGGCAGCUUCGUCAAACGUAUCCAAACCAUGAACAUGGAGAUCUUAUAUCGAUGAUCGAUGAACCGGAACUCGUCGAGUCUGAUUCCUCGUCGGAUGAAAUCGAUCAACCCGAAAAUGACGAUUAUUUCUUCUUACAACCAAUCCCAACCAAAAAACGCCGAUUCAUGCUGCGAAUGUCAGGGGUCCAAAAGAUUGAUUCCGAGGAAAAACUGACGAACCGUUUAACUCGUGAGUCGCGCGAGGUUUGUGGAUGCGACUGCGUUGGUGUUUGUUCACCUGCUACCUGCCAAUGCUCAAUAGCUGGCAUCCCUUGUCAGGUGGAUCGCGAAUCUUUCCCGUGCGGGUGUUUGGAGUCCGGAUGUUCCAACAAUAGUGGAAGAGUUGAGUUUGACGCGAGUCGUGUCAGGAAUCAUUACCUCAAAACUAUGGGGAGGCUGAGGAUUGUCUCGUCGGGGAUCUUACCACAAGAUACCUUGGCUGUUCCAACCACUGCAUUAUACUCCCCGUAUGUGGAAUCCAUGAUUAUGACAUCACAAUCUCAAAACAAUGGCCAAGUCAACCAUCACAAUUACACACAAGAUAAACAUUGCCAUCAAGUGGCAGAAUCUUGGUCCAACCACACGGAGGAAGUAGAGAGUAACACGAUACGCUUCACUGCCCCGGAAAAUAUCUCGUCACGAUUUGAAUCUCAGUUCUACGGCAGCACGCGCACCUCACCACUACAGGGCGGUAGUGAGCAACGAAUGAAACUUGAACCAAUAGCGAGCUUCCUUUCAACCACCAAUCAGAAGCCAGCGUCAAACAACAAAGAGUUUAUCCUUGACGUGAUUGGACAACCAAGUCACACACAACCGACCAAUCACGCGGCACCAAACGUCACAUACUGUGGGGCGUCGCCCACACAGGAUUGCGCAAUAGUGGGCGUGGCGUCCUCACAAAACCAAGAUUCUGUCACAGCUUAAACAACAUUAAGUAAACCAAGGACAUUAUAUUUAUAUUUUGAUCUUUCAGUGAGGAUUUCCUGAACAACAUAUUCCGACUGAGUUUUACUCAGAUAAGGACAACCUAUAUAGGCCGUUGUACGUGGAAAAGUCGUCAGAAAAUUUCAUGCAGAGAAGCCGCACUACAAGUAAAAGAUGACAACCACACUAUAUAAGUUUCUUGUAUAAGGGUUUUGUUCACAAAUAAUGCCCCCAUAUUUUCCACACAUGACGCACACAAUGCUUCAGCAGGGGGGCUGAACUUGACCUUUACUCGAAUUGUUGGAUUGAUACCACGGAUGCAUAAAAACUAAAAACUUCAAACAUUUUACAAGAUAAACACCACUAAAGCAAAAUACAUUAAAUAUAUUAGUGAUGUGACGUACAUUUCCCAGUAAUGAGAAAAUAGACAACAUUUUCGAGUGGGGAGCAAAAUGUUGUUACUUUAUGAUAUCUAUGUUAUUCAAAUGCAGUAUACACACUUUGUGUGAUGUCAUAGUAGUGUAUUAUUUCAUCAUCGGUACUUCUGCAGAUACAGGUUGCAACCAUUAGCAAUGCUACAAACAGUGGCGUAACCAGAAACAUAAUAAGGAAUAGGUUUAAACAAAAAUUUUAACAAGUUGUUUUUGUUUAAAUUUUGGGGGUGCCGAACUCCCAACCUCCCCCCUGGUUGCGCCACUGCUACAUACCUGUGAAACAAAAUGCCUCUUUUUGUAUUCUUUUUAUGCUUAGGACAUUUUCCUUUGUUUGUUUAUUUGACAGACAUUCAUAUUUAUUAGGAAAUUUGGUUCUGUAAAAAUUAGUAAAAUUUUGAUUUUCAAAUGUUUUUUUAUACAACAAGUUUUAGGUCAAAUUUUUGCACAGAUUUACAUUAAGUGCUAACUACUCAACUAAUUGUAUUUUUUAGCUACUUUGGUUAAAACCAGUUAAAAAAAUAAAUUGAAAUUUCGUUUUUAAGAAAACAAUUUUUUUUUGGAAAUUGAAAUAUUUCGAAAACCUUUUUGCAUAAGAUAAAGUAGAAAAUAAAAAUGAUGAAAUUGA